GCAGCAUAUGAUCUGAAGAGCAGGCAGGAAAAAGAUUCCCUCAGCCCCAGGUUUGCACACCACUACCAGUGGCAGGCGCCGGCAAGGAAGCCAUUCACAUCCAGUGCUUGAAAGCACCACCCAAUUAAAGAUGAAAGGCGCCACCGUCGAGGUCCAGAUCGUGUCCAGGCGUGUCAUCCGGCCAGAGCCGGCGACCUCGCCGGACGGCGGGCCGCCGGAGCCGGAGAUCAUGCACCUGACACCAUGGGAUCUCCGCAUGAUCGCGGUGGAUUACAUCCAGAAGGGAGUCCUGCUGCCCAAGCCCCAAACAGGAGGAGAAGCGGCGCACCUCGUCGACAGCCUUGCCUCGUCCUUCGCGAGCGCCCUCGACCGAUUCUACCCUCUGGCCGGCCGCCUCACCGUCGCCGAGGCCACCGACGGCGGCGUGCCCCGUCCGGGCAUCGUCGUCUCCCUGUGCUGCAACGGCGAGGGCGCCGAGUUCGUCCACGCCGUGGCGCCGGAGGUCACUGUCCGCGAUAUCACGGCGCCGGUAUACAUCCCGCGGGUGGUGUGGUCGCUCUUCCCGUUGAACGGGGCGCUGGGCACGGACGUGUCCCUCCCUGUUCUGGCGGCGCAGGUCACCGAGCUCGCCGACGGCGUCUUCGUGGCCAUGUCGCUCAACCACGGCGUCGCUGACGGGGCGACGUUCUGGCACUUCUUCAGCACCUGGUCAGAGAUCAGCCGGAGCGGCAGUAGUGAUGCCGGCGGUGAGCUCUCCACGCCGCCGCCGGUGCUCGAGAGGUGGUUCCUCGAGACUAGCUCGGUGCCUAUCACUCUGCCCUUCGGCAAGCUGGAAGACAUCGUCCGGCGGCCGGAGUACCCCCCGGUGCAGGAGUGCUUCUUCAAUUUCUCAGCGGAGAGCGUGAGGAAGCUGAAGGCGAGGGCGAACGCCGAGAUGGCCGGCACGGCGACGGCCACCAGCACCAUCUCGUCGCUGCAGUCCCUGCUCGCGCACACAUGGCGAGCGGUGUGCCGUGCCCGGGAGCUCGCGCCGGAGCGGGAGACGACGUACACCCUCCUCGUCGGAUGCCGGGGACGUAUGAAAGGUAUACCGCGGGACUACGUCGGCAACACCGUGGCGUUCGCCGUCGCCAGGUGUACGGCCGGCGAGGUCGUGGAGAAAGGUCUCGGCUGGGCGGCGUGGCUCAUGAACCGCGCCGUGGCGUCGUUCGACGAGGCGACGGUGAGGGACGACCUGGCGUCGUGGCCGCAGGAUCCAAGGUUCUUGUACGUGAAGCCGCCGAGGGAGGCCGCCGCCACCAUCAUUACCGGGAGCUCGCCGCGGUUCGACGUGUACGGCAACGACUUCGGGUGGGGCCGGCCGGUGGCCGUCCGGAGCGGCGCCGGGAACAAGACGGAUGGGAAGGUGACGGUGUACGCGGGGCGCGGCGGCGCGGGCAGCAUGGCGCUCGAGGUGUGCCUGGAGCCCGAGGUGCUCGCCAGGCUCGUCGCCGACGAGGAGUUCAUGGAGGCGGUGAGCGCCGCCGCCACCGCGUGAAGACGGCGCCAUGCGCGCGAGUCAGGCUCCUCCGCUGCUUGUCGCCGCCGACGACGAGGGAUUCCGGGCUUGGAGUGCGCGCCUCGUGAGUCGUGAGUGCUUCUUCAUUUUCUCUUCGGAAACUGUAGGAAGCUGAAGGCGAAGGCGAAGGCGAAGGCGAAGGCCGAGAUAUCCGGUACCGGCGACGGCCGCCAUCUCGUCGUUGCAACCCUGCUCGCGCAUUUUCAGAGGAGUAAGUGUGUGUGGUUUCAGAGGAACAAGCCCAUUUUCGGGCAAAGAUUCCAACAAAAUAAGGAAACUUUAGAUCCCCCACCCAAGAACACAAGCAAUGUAUGAUUUACACGGUGUCCCAGUGUCUCACUGGUAAAUGGUAAUCACAUAACGAACCAGAGAUACAUGCAUCAGCAGGUGGUUGGUACACACCAUGACACCAAGAUGCAGAUACUCUCAUCAAUCGCAAGCCACGCACACACCUCGGCCGGCCAGGCCUGUUUGCAGGCAAAACCACAAACUAAUCAACCACAGAGUCAGCAGCAGCAGCAGCAGAUGCAGAGUGAUGGAGGCAAACCACAACGGGAGUGCGUACUGGAGGCUUGGGCAGGAGCGAAGGUAGAGGUGCCGCGGACUUUUGAAGUACGAAAGUGCUAGAAAAGAAACUUUACCUUUGCUCCAAAUGCAACGGGCCGUCCGGAGAUCUGAUGUCCAUAUGGUCUGCAAACAAUCUCCAGCUUCCAUUGCACCAAAAGGGAAGACGACCUCCAGAUUGGGGCACCUCUCGACGCGGCACCAUCUGAGGUGAUGGAAGUAUCUUCCAGGCAUGAUGGUUCUAUGCAGGGAUUCUGUAUAGCUGCCAGGAUUUGAACUAAAGUUGCAGAACACCAACAUCAAUUGACAGAAGGACGGUGAUCACAACUGACUGUCGCUCUAAAAUCAUCGAUCAAUGAAUCCUCUAAUUGAUCAGAGAUAGCUAGAUGCGUGCGUGCACAGCAUUAAUUAUCACAAGCAAUUAACCUGUCAGCGUUAUCAUCAAGCAAACACGGAAGAGGAUCGGAGGUUAAUACCCUGCAAAUCAAAUCAAAUGGAAGCUGAUCGGAUGAACCGAAAGCGAUUCCGAAAGAGACAGCUAGCUUUCCUUAGCUUUACCACGGGAUAAAUCAUCGUGUUAAGAGUUUGCUUCCUCUCGUCCUCUUCUCUUACGUUUCCGCAUUACAUUCUUGCAAUUUGUGUGCCUUUACAUUUUUAGUGUAGUAUCUUGUUAGGAUUGGCUCUAAGUUGCAAAAUUUGUUUUGGGAUGAGGGUUUCACACUAGAUUAACCAUACUUGCACAUUUUAAUAGCAUGAUCUAAUUUAAUUUUGAUGCAAAAGUAGUGGAAGCUAUAAAAUAAGAUUUUAAGUUGCCUGAUUUA
Setaria italica (foxtail millet) is the source of this 2943-nucleotide messenger RNA. RefSeq lists its product as uncharacterized. The coding region runs from base 131 to 1537 and encodes 468 amino acids. The record is from RefSeq and is a predicted model, not a curated record. The transcript has a single exon. NCBI's taxonomy places the organism in Eukaryota, Viridiplantae, Streptophyta, Magnoliopsida, Poales, Poaceae.